AUGGUUAAAAAUCAUAUUGCAAAGCUAAUACAUGCCAUAACCAAGCGUAGGGAAUCAUCAUCUGAAAUUAGAAAUGUACCAGUUGACGAUGCCCGAGAAGAUGAACCAAACCCCAAUCAACCAAGUAUACAGGAUCUACGUAAUAAUAUCGAUGAUACUAAAAAGCAAUUAAAUGAAAAUAUGGCAAAGAUAACAGAAAGAAAUGAAAGUCUUGAUAACGUGAGAAAGAGAUCCGACACAGUAGUAUCUAUUUCUAGUGAAUUAUUUGAUACCAUUGAUAAUGUUAAAAGAAAUGAGGAGCGAUCAUCUAAGCGUUGGUCCUUGUGCAACUGGAAUAGAAACCGUCUCUUUAUCGCUAUCGCUGUUUUAAUAGCUGUUGGUGUUAUUACAUUUUUUACAAUCGUAUCCACUUAA
Trichoplax adhaerens is the source of this 414-nucleotide messenger RNA. RefSeq lists its product as uncharacterized. Lineage: Eukaryota; Metazoa; Placozoa; Uniplacotomia; Trichoplacea; Trichoplacidae. The record is from RefSeq and is a predicted model, not a curated record. The transcript has a single exon. The coding region runs from base 1 to 414 and encodes 137 amino acids.